GGGGUGCUGGCGCUCGGGCCGCAGCUUUUCCCAGCCCGCAGGGAAGCCAAGCAGAAGUGGCUCGGGCGGCUCUGUCCUCUCAGGAAGUCACUGCGGGAGCGAGGGCUGUGCCCGGGAGCCGGACUCGAGGGGUCUGCCAGCCCCGGACCGGGCAGCUGCACACAGCUGGACGCAGCUGAACGCAGCUGGACACAGCUGGAGCACAGCUGGAGCACAGCUGGAGUUGCGAGGGCUCCUCCGGCAGCAGCGGGCGCCGGACGGGGCUGAGCUGAGCGCUCGGAGCCUUUGGCACCUCAGCGCGGGGUUUGGCAGCAGCUGGAGGAAGGAGCGGAGCAAGGAAGCGCUCGGGUGUGAGCUGGCCGUGAGUCACCCAACGCGCAAAGGCACAAACCCAGCCGGGGCGGCUGCUGCCCGCGGCGAGGGGCGCUCGCUGCAGGUGCCGGGCACAGCGCGGCUCGGGAGGGCGGUGCGGCCCCGGGAUGGCACGGACAGUUUUUAGGCUGUUCACCAUGAGUGUGGCUGUGCUCCUGCUGCUGGGGCUGCGGGUGGCUGCAGAGGGCAGGAGGAACAGAUGUUUCUUCAACCGCACCCAGGAGUCCUGUGUGUGCUACAACCUGUCCGAGGAGACGGCCAGCAGCAUCAUCCAGUGCCUCCCAGCCACUGUGGUGGAGUUUUGGGGUGGAGAUCUGGAGAAAUACACAGCCUUGCCCAUCAGGGAUCUGGAUGACUCCGUCAUUGACACUCUGGGCUCCCUCAUCAUCCAGAAAAUCAUUAUUGGAAAUGUCCUGGUGCCUGAGAUGCUCCUGGCCCGUGUGCUGAAGUUCUUCUCCUACACCCACGUGCAGGAGCUGGCCUUUGAGAGCUGCAUUUUCCAGGGCACAGGCGACUGGAGGGACAUGGAGGGGCAGGACUUGCCCAUCCUGUCCCUGAGCUUCCACAACGUGACCUCUGCCCCUCUGACGGGCAGUGAGCCAGCCUUCUCCAGCCUGGGCAGGUGGCUGGGGACCCUGGAGGAGCUGGCUGUCACCGGCUCCCGUGUCACCAGCCUGCCCUGUGCCAUCGGGAGGCUGCUCAGAGCCCUGCACUCCCUGAACCUGGCACACAACAGCCUUGGGGAUGGGAGCCUGGCCCCUGCCUUCUGCCAGGGAGCUUUGCCUCAGCUCCAGCAGCUGAGUCUGCACCACAACAACCUGAGCUCCUACCAUGGCGUGUGUGAGGGCGUGGGGCUGCUGCCACAGCUCCGGCACCUGGAUCUCAGCCACAACCAGCUCGUGGCAGACCCAUCCUCCUCCUGCCAGUGGCCACCAUCCCUCCUGCACUUUAACCUGUCCAACACUGGCUUGGAUGAAGUGCCAGCACUGCUGCCUCCCCACCUCGAGGUGCUGGACAUGAGCCACAACCACCUCCACGCUGUGGACGUCUCCCUCAGCUCCAUGAAGAAGCUCUUCCUGAGCCAAAACCUGCUGCAGGCCGUGCCCUCCAUCAGGAAUUACCCCAUGCUGGACACCCUUCACCUGGACAACAACUUCAUUUCGGAGCUGCCCAGGGCUGAGGUGAAGCUCCUGGGGCAGCUGCAGGACGUGGCUGUGGCUGGGAACCCCUUCAGCUGCUCCUGCUCCGGGGCCGGGGGGCUGCAGGCGCUGGCGGCCACGGGGCACCUGGGGCAGGGCUGGCCCGGGGACUACAGGUGCCACUCCCCAGAGCAGUACCAGGGCUGGCAGGUGGCACAGGUGCCCAUGUCCGUGCUGCGCUGUGACCCUGCCACCGUGGUGGCCCCGAUCUGCGUGGCCCUGGCCUUGCUGGCUGUGGCUGGGGCCGUGUGGCUGGCCAGGAGCAGGUCCUGCCACAGAGCCUGAGGGGCACCAGGACCCUGCCAGCAGCGCUGCCCCACUGGGGCUCCUGGGCAGGUCCACAGCUCCUGUUCUGCUGAGGGGCUCCUGCUGUGCCCACAGGGGCUUCCCGGGGGAGCAGGGCUGUCCACAGGGUUUUCCUGCUGUGCAUGCAUUCUAGCAGAGUCCCUGAGUGGGGAAUAAUGAGCAUUGACUCCAUGCUUGCAGAAGGCUGGUCAACCUCUUUAUUCUACUGUAUUACACUGUACUAAUAAGAAAAACCCCAUUGCUCUCUCAGACAAUCUGAUACAGCUUUGACCUAAUUGGUUAAUAAAUCCAAGCACCAUCA
Molecule: messenger RNA, 2178 nt
Organism: Serinus canaria (Common canary)
Lineage: Eukaryota; Metazoa; Chordata; Aves; Passeriformes; Fringillidae
Gene: CD14
Product: CD14 molecule
Exons: 2
Coding region: 480-1856 (458 amino acids)
Biological process (GO): positive regulation of type I interferon production; toll-like receptor 4 signaling pathway; positive regulation of non-canonical NF-kappaB signal transduction
Cellular component (GO): membrane raft; lipopolysaccharide receptor complex; external side of plasma membrane
Molecular function (GO): protein binding; lipopolysaccharide binding
Source: RefSeq, a predicted model, not a curated record